AUGAGUACUCAAGGAGCCUCAUUGUUGUCAUCAUCAUCUUCUUCUUCAAGACGAUGGAUAUAUGACGUUUUCCUUAGUUUCAGAGGCGAGGACACACGCAAUAGUUUUACUGACCAUCUAUAUACUGCUUUGCAACGUUCGGGUAUUUCUACCUUUAGAGACAAUGAAAAACUUGAGAGAGGAAAAUCUAUUGCACCAGAACUCUUGAAAGCAAUAGAAGAAUCGAGAUUUGCUAUUGUUAUUCUCUCAAGAAAUUAUGCAUCUUCAACAUGGUGCUUGGAUGAACUUGCAAAGAUCAUUAGAUGCAUGAAAGAGAAUGAAAUGACCGUUCUACCUAUAUUUUAUAAAGUGGACCCAUCUGAUGUACGAAAUCAAAAUGGAACUUUUUCACAAGCCUUUGCUAAGCAUGAAAAACGUUUGAAGGGGAACACAAAGAAGGUGCAAACUUGGCGAGCUGCUUUGAGUGAAGUGGCCAAUCUCUCCGAGUGGCAUUCACAAGAUAGGUAA
Molecule: messenger RNA, 507 nt
Organism: Quercus lobata
Lineage: Eukaryota; Viridiplantae; Streptophyta; Magnoliopsida; Fagales; Fagaceae
Product: TMV resistance protein N-like
Exons: 1
Coding region: 1-507 (168 amino acids)
Biological process (GO): signal transduction
Source: RefSeq, a predicted model, not a curated record